AUGGAACAAGUGAAUUCUUUUAGUGAGAAAAAACUCCAACAAGUGGAAAUUUUUCAGAAAUUCGCAACGGAUCUUGCAACAGAGCAAGGUAAAGGUACUAGUGGACAAUUAAUUUUAACGUAUAAUGAUUUUAUCAAUUUAAUUUCAAGUUCUAAAACGCUUUAUUCGAAGUUUACAGAUCACUCGUUUAACUUAAAUCAGAUUCCCCCAAAUGCAUUUGGAUGCAUUUUCUUUGCACUUGAUGAAACUAACAAAGGAUAUUUAAACAUCAACGAUUGGUUCCAUUUUAACAAUCUAUUGGAAUACGACAACUACCAUCUAAUUAUUCUGUAUGAAUUUUUUCGAAAAUUCGACGUCGAAAGGAUUAGAGCUAACCGGCGGCAGCAGUUACAGGAUGCUGUUAAACAAUCCAAUGUUAAGCCAGGAAUGGCAGCAGAUGAUGCAAGAGUAAAAUCAAUUAAUUAUGGUAGUAAAUUUUUAAGCUUUGACGACCUUUUACUAAAUUUAACCCAAUUUAAAAGUACAAUUAAGCUUUUACACAGUUGUUCCAAGGAUGAAUUUGCUUUGACGAAUGAUUUGUUCCUAGAUUGGGAUAAGUUUAAGUUUUUAAAAUUCUAUGAAUGCUACCCAUAUAGUUUCGAAGAAGGUCCCUUUUUAAGCUUAAACUCCAUUGUAACCAUUUUACAAAAUGAUUUGAAAAAUGAAAAAUUGUACGUUGGAUUUAGUAAGUUGGCUCACAUGGAUCCAAUUAAAAAAUGCUUGGCACUUAAUAAAAAUCAAUUGGUUUACCUUUUAAAAUUAUUCUACUCACAUCGUAUAUCUACCGAUGUUUUCGAAUCAUUAAAUUUGACCAACACAGAUUUAAUUAAAUCUAACAAUAACGCCAUUGCAUUCAAUGUCUUUAAGGACCUUUUUUAUUUAUUUCAAAAUUUUGAUUUACUUAACCAAGCUCUCAUCCGAUAUGCUACCGUUAACGAUUUUACUGAAAGAGAUUUGAGAGAACGUCCAAUUACAAAGAUGGAUCUUUUACAAAUUUUAAACACCCAAUACAAUAAAGUUAACAACAUUAUAGAGUUUUCACCUUCACAGAUUAACUUAUUGUUUUCCAUUGUUGCCAAUUCUAAAGAGAAUAACACACGAAAAAAGUUGCAGAUGCAUCAUGAAGAUUCUCAAAUUGAUAAUUUCAUUCACAACGAAUAUGUUCAUGGUAUUAGUGGACGUCGUAAGCAAUUAGAAACAUUUAAUGACACAUACCAAGAAUUGGUGGAGGGCUUCCACCAGAGUGCGGUGGUGCACAAUUCGUUAUCUACAAAGCCUACGAGUUUCUUUGAUUUCUUCAUCCCCAGAUCCGAUCUUGCCAGUUUCUGGUAUAACUUAACUACAGAAGAUUUUAUGAAAAUUUUGAACCCCAAUUAUUUGAACGAUGUAGUACACCAGAUGGAAUUGCGUAGAAUUCAAAAAGACUCUCUUUAUACAAACUAUUAUUUCUACCCCAUUUUUGAUUCCAUUUACAACUUUUCCUUAGGAUCCGUCGCAGGAUGUAUUGGCGCUACCGCAGUCUACCCCAUCGAUUUGGUCAAAACAAGAAUGCAAGCACAACGGUCGUUGUCACAAUAUACAAAUUCCUUUGAUUGUUUUUCCAAAGUUCUCUCUAGGGAUGGUGUCAAAGGGUUAUAUUCUGGAUUAGGUCCACAGUUACUUGGUGUCGCACCAGAAAAAGCUAUUAAGUUGACCGUUAAUGACUUGAUGAGAAAGACUCUUUCGGAUAAGAAGGGCAAAAUUACUUUAACAUCAGAAGUUCUGGCUGGUGCCUCUGCAGGUGCUUGUCAAGUCAUUUUUACCAAUCCACUGGAAGUUGUUAAAAUACGACUACAAGUGAAAUCCGAGUAUGCCCUUGAAAAUUUGGCUCAAUCAGAAAUGACAGCGUUUAGUAUAGUUAGAAAAUUGGGAUUCUCUGGUCUUUAUAAGGGUUUAACUGCAUGUCUCUUGAGAGACGUCCCAUUUUCUGCAAUAUAUUUCCCAACAUAUUCCCAUGUUAAAAGGGAUGUUUUCAAUUUCGAUCCACAAAGUAAUACUGGUAGAAGUCGCCUGAAGACUUGGGAAUUACUAUUCUCCGGUGCAUUAGCAGGAAUGCCAGCAGCAUUUUUAACUACACCAUGUGAUGUGGUUAAAACUAGAUUGCAAAUAGCUCCACGCAAGGGUGAAAUGAAAUACCAUGGUAUUAAGGAUGCUAUUAAAACCAUUCUUAAGGAGGAAAGCUUCAAAAGUUUUUUCAAAGGUGGUGGUGCCCGUGUUCUAAGAAGUUCUCCGCAGUUUGGAUUUACUCUAGCUGCAUAUGAAAUGUUCAAAGAUCUUGUCCCCAAGCCAAAUAAGACUUUUAGAUCUCCAACUCACGAUUUUGACGAAGAAAUUCCAACGGUCGCAAAUUCAUUUACUUCAUUUUUCAGAAAACUGAAAUCUUCAUCCCAACCUAUUACUGUCGAGGAUUCUUACCAAACCGAUUUUUUCAGCCCCACGGUAGAUCCUUACAGCAGUAACUAUUUGAACUAUUACUACAAGAGUUGUCAAGUGGCCAAGUUAUUUAUUGAUUUGGACAACAAUUUUUCACACUUCAACUAUGACGUUUAUACCAAAUUCCAGGACUCUUUGAAGAGUAUUGCAUCGGGCAAAUAA
This is a messenger RNA of Zygosaccharomyces rouxii, 2673 nucleotides long. RefSeq names its product citrin (gene AGC1). Gene Ontology annotation, biological process: malate-aspartate shuttle; aspartate transmembrane transport; L-glutamate transmembrane transport. Gene Ontology annotation, molecular function: L-glutamate transmembrane transporter activity; L-aspartate transmembrane transporter activity. Lineage: Eukaryota; Fungi; Ascomycota; Saccharomycetes; Saccharomycetales; Saccharomycetaceae. The coding region runs from base 1 to 2673 and encodes 890 amino acids. The record is from RefSeq and is a predicted model, not a curated record. The transcript has a single exon.